Pogona vitticeps (central bearded dragon) is the source of this 1454-nucleotide messenger RNA. RefSeq names its product TRAF interacting protein with forkhead associated domain (gene TIFA). Gene Ontology annotation, molecular function: protein binding. Gene Ontology annotation, biological process: positive regulation of canonical NF-kappaB signal transduction. Lineage: Eukaryota; Metazoa; Chordata; Lepidosauria; Squamata; Agamidae. The record is from RefSeq and is a predicted model, not a curated record.
ACCCAGGAGCUACUGCCAUGGCACAAAACCGAAAUUACAACUAAUUCUGGCAAUCUCCCCUCCCCUCUUUUGGGGGCGGGUAAAAAGGAAGUGUGAUCAUGCCCACAAAGCAGGGGGAACAUCCUUCCCAGCAAGGCUGUAAAACAACCGCCUUACUCUCUGCGUUCAAACUUUCCUCGAAGAGCAGCGGAUUUAUCCCACUGCCCUUUGGAGAAGGUUUUGGGAGGAUUUUCUAAAGUACUGCCAUGGCCAAUCCGUUUGAGACUACAGAUACUGAAGAGACUGUAACCUGUCUCUGUAUCACUGUCUAUCAUCCAGAACAAGAGCAAAAGCAAGUAUUCCGUGCCUUAAAGUUUUGCCAGCAUCAGCAGCUGAGAGCAGACGAGCUGGUUAAGUUUGGAAGAGACACUAACUUCUGCCUUUUUAACUUCGUAGACGGACGGGUUUCCCGCAUCCAGUUUGCCCUGCAUUUUUUCAAACACUUCAACAACACAGAAUUUGGCUUUGAGAUUAAGAAUUUGAGCAAAAAGGUCAAACUUAUUGUUGACAAUGUCGAACUGGCCUACCUGAAUAAGGUUGAUUUGCCGGAGAUAUGCCUGGUUCGCUUUGGGGAUUAUGAAAUGCUAAUGCAGAAACAAGGAGGACAGUCAGAGAAUUAUUUUGAGAUUCGCUUUGAAUUGGCCAAAACACCACUGUGGCAGGAUCAGAGGGUACCACUGCGACAACCUAUACCUGAAAGUGGCACUUUUUAUUCUGAUUCUCCACUUGAGGUGGAUGAGGAUGAAUAAAUUUGAAACAUCCUUUGAAAGAUGGACUGACUGGUUCCAGUGUCUUCAGUGCUCACAUCUUGCCUGAUGUUUCAUAGUAAUCGUUAUCAUCCUUAUUUGUACAACUGCACAUGACCUUGCAAUGUGAAUGGCUUAGGCCCUAUUAAAUGUGCAGUUAGCCUCUUUGGCCACAAUUGCAGGGAGCAUGGCCUUCAGGCUACUGUCAGAUCUGAAAAAUGUUCUCAGCCUCUUGUGAGUGCCCAGGGCUGAGUAAGGUCUUCCUUCGUGUACUUGCUCCUUUACAGACAUUCUGUUCUCAUUACUCUCUUCCUCCUGUUAGUAACCAGCAUUGUCAGGGUUAUCAGAUGGAGAGCUACAUGCGCCUCAUUGUAUCUCCCUACAAACAAGAGCCCAGGUCCUGCAGCUACCAGUCGCCACUCCUGAGGCCAUCAGAGUCAGAGGAAGCAGCAGCUUUGUGGUCAUUUGGUCCAGGACUUGCUGACCUUUGUAAAAAAUGCCUUGGUUUGCUUUUUUUUUUUGCUUCCUCCCAAUCCUUUCUUUUUUGUGUUGUGUCUUUAAAUUUGUAUGUGGGUAGGGACUGUCAUCUGUCCUUUGCCAGCAGCUCCUGGGACUGAGGAAGGGGGUAGUGGUAAUUUUUUCAAAAUAAAUAAAUGCAAAUAAAUGAUA